UAUUACAUGUUGAGCAACUGAAGUAAUUUCUUUUGUUGGUUCAAAUCGAAGUGGUACAUCAAAGUGAUGAAUUUUGUAUCAGUUAAAACACACUUUUAAUAAUCGAACGUCAAUGUGAAAAAACGUAAACAUUUCGUAUGAUGUAUCCAAUCACUUGUUUACUUACAGGUUUAUGGUUGAAAGCUAUAUUUUUAAGCGUUUUUGGAUUAGUUAAAAAAAAUAUAUACUAAAAAUGUCUGGAAAUGAACCCUUCAGUACACCUGAAAAUGUUUCAUCCGAAAACAUCGGAAAUCCUAUUGAUGAAGGUGAUACGGCGGAAAAAAUUAAAGCACCUGCAUCUGAAACUCAAGAAGCUCUUCCUGAGAAAAAAGUGCCACCUUUCUCAGGAAAGCCUCGGACUCGUACCCCAAAGUUAAUGGAUCUCAGGAGGUUGGAUAUCAGAGUGGGGAAAGUGAGGGACGUUGACCUUUUGGAAGACCUUGAAGGUGUCUACACCCUCACCAUAGACGUCAAAACAACUCACAAAAGAACUUCAGAAUAGGUCAACAACACACAAAUGAGGCAGAAGAAAAAAUCUGUUUUGGACCGAGUGUACAAUGAUGAGGAAGACAAUGGACUUUCGUUAUAUCCAGGGUAUCCUGGGACACCACCCCCCACCCCAGAAAAUGGUUGGAUCCCGUAUCAACAUGUCAAGAUCGAGAAUAUCCACGACCCACCGAAAGAUGGUUGUAACCCUCCAAUGGCUGAGGACCCAGUGGACAUCCGUCGCUUCGAGCUCCUUGUCGGCAGAAUUGAAUUCGCCAAAAUUCACCCUGCCAAACCCGACUCCUGGGUGCUUACUUAUGUCGACUGCGGGUUUAAGUUCCCGAUUCCGAUUGUGAGCUCGAUAGGAAAGUUCUACGAUAAAGAAAAGCUAGAGAAACGCAAGGUAGUAGCACUGUGCAAUAUAGAGCCGACAGACGACGCUGUGGCUGGCAAUACUGCUAUGCUGAUGUGUGGAGCCACAGUGAACCACUCCAACCCAGACGAUGUCAUCUACGAACUCUGGAACGUACCUAAGAAGGCCAAGGUUGGUGACCCACUCAGAUGUGAGAACUACCCUUUGUACGCAGACAUGAACUGCCCCGAGAGACCGUUUAUGCACGACAGCGAGAAUACGUUUAAUGACGUCAUCGCUGACAUGAGGAUUAACGAGAGUAGACAAGUUGUGUACAAGAAUGAGAAACUCUUUGUGCGAGGACUAACAGGGAAAUAUAUAAAAACACCUUCUCUUGCUGACUGCGGAAUCAAGGCCUCGUUUGUGUAAUGUUUGUUGAAAGUUCACAUUUGUAUUGUGAAAAUUAUUUGUCCUCCUUUCUUAUAUGUUUCUGAAGAAAGAUUUGUAACCACACUAUGUUACAUUUUGUUUUGUAACUGUUAUGUAUAACUAUUUAUUCAAAACUUUAACAAAUCCUGC
Molecule: messenger RNA, 1456 nt
Organism: Macrosteles quadrilineatus (aster leafhopper)
Lineage: Eukaryota; Metazoa; Arthropoda; Insecta; Hemiptera; Cicadellidae
Product: aminoacyl tRNA synthase complex-interacting multifunctional protein 1-like
Exons: 6
Coding region: 557-1306 (249 amino acids)
Molecular function (GO): tRNA binding
Source: RefSeq, a predicted model, not a curated record